This is a messenger RNA of Aspergillus neoniger CBS 115656, 534 nucleotides long. RefSeq names its product cell wall mannoprotein 1 family protein. Gene Ontology annotation, cellular component: extracellular region. The transcript has a single exon. The record is from RefSeq and is a predicted model, not a curated record. The coding region runs from base 1 to 534 and encodes 177 amino acids. Lineage: Eukaryota; Fungi; Ascomycota; Eurotiomycetes; Eurotiales; Aspergillaceae.
AUGGUACUCAUCGCCAAACUUCUCACUCUGGCUCUAACUGCUGCCGCUACCCCUAUCCUUCGCCGCGACGCAAUCACAGUCGAAGACGACAUAAACCAAAGAAUCGCCCCGGGGAUUUCAACUCUUGGCAAUGACGUUAAUACUUUCCCUUCUAGUGGUUUAGCCGGGGCUGUGGCUAUCCACAACGAUUUCCAGAAUCUUAUUUCUUCGGUGAAUUAUGCAACUACCGAUACCAACAGCGCCGGCUCCUUGGAUGAUGAAACUGGAGCCGCUAUUCUUAAUGAUGUCCAAGCGGUCAUCGAAAGCCUUUCGGGCGUAUUGACUGCCGUUGCAAAUCAAGCAACUGCUUGGUCAAGUGUUCCAGGUGGAGCAGAUUUAGUACUCAACGAUCUCCACACUCUCCACACGGCCUUCGACAAUUUCGCUGAUGCAUUGAUAACGAACGAACCCGCUUCUCUCAGCGACCAAACUACCUCAGUCAAGACUACUAUUGAUGGUGCUUUUAACUAUGCUGAAGCUGCCUACUCCUCCUAG